GAUUUCCCAAUCAUCUUGGAAUGGUCUUUGAUUUUUUGUUAUUUUCCCAAUAGUCGGAUCAAAGUGCUUUUCUUUUAAUCCAGUUGCAGAUUAGAUUAACAGCUUAAAAAUUGCAUAAAUUCGUUGCAUAUACAUAUAUUAUGGAGAAUUUGAAGACGAUGUUAAAAUCAUACGAAAAAUGGGUGGCUGCGAACCCAGAAACAGUCUGCGACGUUGAGACUACCACAAAAUGGAUAUCUUAUUUCAUUGCUGGGCGUAUUUCGGAUUCAAACGUGGUUUCCGAGCUCGUGUAUACUUUAUCCAAUAUACUGGUACUGUAUAAUGACCGUAUCAUCGACAAAUCGCAACAAAGCAAAUUGAUAUCCGAUUUGCAACCUGUGAACCUCGAAGCAAGUACUAGUGCCUUUGCGCAACGCAACAACAAAAAGGCAAAGUAUAUUUACCGACUAAAGGUCAUGCUGACCACAUUGGAAUAUUGUGAAGUUUUCAUCGAAAUAUCGGCUAAACGAAUUUUCGGGAAUAAAGGCAAAUGGUUAUUCAUUACGUUGGUGCAAUUUGCUAAAGCGGCAGGCCGUUUCUACAUACUAAAACAUUCGACACAAAAAAUUAUCACAACACCUACACUCCCCGCACUUAAUCGACGUGCAAUUAUAAAGAAACAAAAGAAUGCGCUGAAAAAUGGUUUAAUAAUUGAAGAGUCGAUCGAAAAAAAUGGAAAAUUGAACUCAAAUGGAUUUGGCGAAAGCAGUUCUAUAUUCCAAUUGAAACGUUCCGGACGUGUGAUACGUAAAGUAGAAGGAGCGCCACCAAUACAAUAUCGCGAUUUCAAAUUGGCAGAGGAGCAAAAAUUAGAAAAUGGUAGCAAUUCGGUGAAUUUCCGUUUGGUACAAGCAGAAUAUCUGUAUAUAGCCAAGCCGUUAAUACACUUAGCCACAAUGGGUUUGUUUGGUGAAAAACGUUGGAAACAAUAUGUCGUUUCACUGGCAUUGGAUUUGGCCAGCAUACGUAUGUAUCACCAGCAUCGACAACAGAUGAGCAAAGAACAGAAAUUGGAGCUAUCACGUCGUUGCAUCAACUUAGUGCUAUAUUUGGUGCGUUCACCUUUUUAUGAACGUAUCACACAAUCACGCCUGGAUCGAAUGCUAGGCUUUGUGGCCGACAAUGUGCCACUGAUUAAAAUGAUUGCAGGACCAUUACGUGAAUAUUUGCCCUACUGGCAGGGCACUUAUUUCUACUUAUGGUCAACGUAAAAAUUAUAUAUAUUGGAUAUAUUUUCGAUUUAUGUCUUACAAACCUAGUAUUGACUUAAAAUGCAUAUAUUUUAUUUAAACGUGGAGAGUAUUUAGUUAGGGAACGAUCAUAAAUGCUAUUAUGUAGUAGUUAAGAAAUAAAGCUAAUCCUUUUGUAAAAGCAACGUA
Messenger RNA from Bactrocera dorsalis (oriental fruit fly), 1418 nucleotides. RefSeq names its product peroxisomal membrane protein PEX16 (gene Pex16). NCBI's taxonomy places the organism in Eukaryota, Metazoa, Arthropoda, Insecta, Diptera, Tephritidae. The transcript is spliced from 2 exons. Bases 141 to 1250 code for a protein of 369 amino acids. The record is from RefSeq and is a predicted model, not a curated record. Gene Ontology annotation, cellular component: peroxisomal membrane. Gene Ontology annotation, biological process: peroxisome organization.